Zymoseptoria tritici IPO323 is the source of this 1281-nucleotide messenger RNA. RefSeq lists its product as uncharacterized. Lineage: Eukaryota; Fungi; Ascomycota; Dothideomycetes; Mycosphaerellales; Mycosphaerellaceae. The coding region runs from base 1 to 1281 and encodes 426 amino acids. The record is from RefSeq and is a predicted model, not a curated record. The transcript is spliced from 5 exons.
AUGUCGUACAGCUCAAGAAAGUACCAGAUGCUUCAACGUCUGGGCGUCGAACAACUCCGUCCUCUUCGCGAACCAACUUCAUCUGCCGAUGGCAUCGAGGAGGAGAGACUGUGCCAUCUCUUCGACACAAACAUUCCCAUCAGACAAACACCGUCAGGUACCAGGACGUCGCUGUCCCAACUGCGCCUCGAGAGGAGCCACCGUCUGGGUCAUUCCAGGGAAGAGAUGUCCGCACUGCGGCACCGAAGUCAACUAGCGGACCAUGGACUCAACACCGAUGCAUCACCGACAAGGGAGAAAACGAGCAACCUGUCAAGAGCCUUGUCACUUCUUCCAGAAGUACGAGAGCGGGCGGUCUGGGAGGAGAGACUGGGGAGGUUCUGGAUUCGGGAGUUCUGGCGUGUCAUUUCUGUUGGCAAGACGAGCUCAUGGGCUCUGGGCGGCACGGGGAGCAGCUGGGAACGAAGUAUGGAUGACACGACAUGGCGUUCAGACUUGCGGAUGAGGACGGCUGCAUACAUUGUCGAGCUUGAGCGAAGUGUAAUUGCGGGAAAGAUGCAUCGAGCACAUCAUGACAUCAGCGUGAUCGCUACACAACCAUCCAGCAUGAGUUCUCGAUUCCAGCUUCGCAUUCACCAAGCAUUACUUCGAUCCUCGGCGUUACGACCGACGCACAUUCGGUCGACACCACAGCAGCUCACACCACACCUCAGAGGUCUCGCCACCAGCUCUACCACCAUGGCGAGCGCCCAGAGUUCCACAGGCGGUGUCAUCUCCGAAACAGCACGAGCGGAAGGAGGCCCGUCCAAGGGUUCCACAGCAGCUGAAAUGCAGAGGCAAGCAACCAGGACGCAGAAUUUCGAGCAAGCCGUCCAAGAGGUUGGAGCAAAGAUGCAGAACGAUCCCGCUUCGGUUUCGUCUGAGGAUGCUGCAUACCUCAAAUCCCGCGAAGCACGUGUGAUCGGUCAGGGCCAGCCGCCCGCCGACUCUAUCAGUGCCGAAGCUCAACGCCUGGCAUCCGCCAACGAGGGAGCGACCAAAUCCAGUGCGCAGCCAAGUGAUCCAACAGAGCAGUCCGCAAACGAUCGCGUCAGCAAUUUCGAAGCUGUCGCCGAUGAUGUAGCGAGAAAGAUGGCUAGCAAUCCAGCAAGUGUUACCAAGGACGAAGCGGACUUGUUGCACUCGCGUGAGCAGCGAGCAUUCGGCAAUACGUCAAAGGGCGGGAUCGCUAGUCAAGCCCAGAGCAUCGCGGCCGAGAACGAGAAGAAAGGUGCCAUCUAG